This is a messenger RNA of Danaus chrysippus (African queen), 360 nucleotides long. The record is from the annotation of a GenBank genome assembly. NCBI's taxonomy places the organism in Eukaryota, Metazoa, Arthropoda, Insecta, Lepidoptera, Nymphalidae.
AUGUUAGGAUACGGUAAACCUAAACGUAUCGAGGUAAUAGGUGAAAUUUUAUUAAUUCCAAAACGGGGACUUCAUUGCAAAGGGAGAUCAAUGGGCUCGAACAAUACAGACAUCAAUAGGGAAACAUAUAUAGGUAUUUCCCCUUUAGCUCGCGGUCGCUUCUAUCGUAUGUCUCAAGGUGAAUGCCCCCAGACACCCCCGCCCGCCGUGACCCGAACAACACUUGGGCUAGGUCAGGGUCGGAGCAUCCGAGCCAGUAAACACAAACCUCUAUUUCAUACAGACGCGCCUCCAAACGGGGCUCAUGUUAAAUUAGCGGCUUCCACCUCACGCAGUCGCCGGAUUCUUCCGUUCGAAUAG